AUGUAUCUUUCGUAUCACCUUAUGCUGCUGGCAGCAUCGCAAAGCGCAUGCGCUAUACCCAUAUAUACGGGUAAUCCGCUCUCCAUCGCUUUGCGCUGGUAUCAAGAGGGACGUCCUGUCUCGCUCAUCCAUAAGAGGAAUCCGAAUCCCCUUACUAUCACCUUCGAGGAUUCGAGUGGCAAGCCGUUUGCGACUGUUGACCAAACUGCAACACCUGCUCAACAAACAGUUGUUACAACUACGACGACUAUAGCAUUUUCCUCCGCAGCAGCAAAUGGCACCUCUUCAGACACUACUUCUGUAGAGGCAACUUCUGUAUCAAGUCAGGCAUCUAGUAACGGAAUUGCCGCUUCUCUAGCUGUCAGCUCAAAUGUUGGAGGCAUGGUCGGCUCGGUACCAGCGGUUGGAAACAAUCCUGGAUCGUCACCGUCUCCAACACAGUCACCAGAAAUAACCUCAUCGGGAGCCCAGAGCCUAAUUUCCACGGCUACCUCGAAUCAAGGCCCAUUCUCCUCGUCUUUACCAGCUGCUAGCGACAAUUCGGGUGCUUCGCAAGAUGUGACUACGUUGUUUACCACAAGGUUGGUCACUAUUACCGUCCCGAGGAUCUUGAGUACUACUAGUGCAGCAUCUUCAGCAUCACAAGCUCCAACAAUAGUGGUUCCUCAAAUCUCUUCAUCAGCUUUUGCCGCCAUAUCAAAUGCCCCCGACGUACUUCAGCAGCCAUCACCAGCAACGACAUCGAAUUCUGGUCCAAGUAAUGGAGACACAUUUCCCCUCGUGACUCCAACCAGUUCCACUGCACAAGCCCGCUCAUCAUCUACGCAACAAACUUUUUCUUCAAUAGGGUCACAGGUCCCAAAUUCACGAGUGUCAUCAACGUUGACCUUUGUUAUCGGCAGCGCAUCUGCCGCGUCAUCGUUGUCGACGGCACCAGAUUCAGCAUCGGCAACGGACUCAGAAUCUGGGAUACCUGUACCGACAGUGUUCACGAUAACUCCUCCCGCAAUCGUCACCACUAUAACCAUUGCGCCGCCAAAUGCAACAAAGGUUUCUAUUCCACCGGCUGCUGCAUCUAACCUAUCAUCAGCCUCAGCAUCUGCAUCGGAAACGAAAAGCACGAGUCCAUCUGGUCUUGACAUCGUGCCAAUUGGCUCUGCAUCCGUUGUACAAUCGACAGUGGGAGCUACAAACACUGACAGCAACGCUAUUACUGUAACAACCACCGUAUAUAAGCAUCAUAGAACUUUCACGGUCAUGGGGCACACAACGACGGUGACAAAAAGUUUAUGAAAUAUUGACCCACGUGUGAAAAAGAAAGUCCUCAUUGAGCUCUCCUUUUGCAGCCCGGAAUAUUUGUAUACAUUGGGGUCAGGAAUGAGCUGAAGCUUAACAG
Messenger RNA from Verruconis gallopava, 1396 nucleotides. RefSeq lists its product as uncharacterized. The coding region runs from base 1 to 1293 and encodes 430 amino acids. The record is from RefSeq and is a predicted model, not a curated record. The transcript is spliced from 2 exons. Lineage: Eukaryota; Fungi; Ascomycota; Dothideomycetes; Venturiales; Sympoventuriaceae.